Molecule: messenger RNA, 906 nt
Organism: Limulus polyphemus (Atlantic horseshoe crab)
Lineage: Eukaryota; Metazoa; Arthropoda; Merostomata; Xiphosura; Limulidae
Product: ubiquitin carboxyl-terminal hydrolase 2-like
Exons: 10
Biological process (GO): protein deubiquitination
Cellular component (GO): cytoplasm
Molecular function (GO): cysteine-type deubiquitinase activity
Source: RefSeq, a predicted model, not a curated record
GAUUCAACAAGCAGCGGAUAUGGUAGCAACUCCUCUGUUGACAGUGUAACAAAGUGGAAAUUAACUGGUCUGAAUAACUUGGGGAAUACCUGUUUCAUAAAUGCAGUAGUACAGUGUUUACGCUACACAGAUCCACUGCGAGACUACCUUCUCCAUGGCAACUAUGAAGAUGAUAUCAACACUUCCACUAGUAGUAUGAAAGGAGAAUUGGUAAAAGCCUUCGCCAAACUUCUCCAGUUUAUGUCGGAUGCCAACGUUAAUACUGUGACCAAACUAGAAGAUUUCAACCAUCGCAUUCGGAAGUUUACGCCGUAUUUUACGAGAAACAGCCAGCAGGAUGCCCAAGAGUUUAUGCGGUAUUUACUUCAGGGGCUACACGAAGACGUGAAUAGGGUCAGAACAAAACUACCCCCCAUUAGAACAGAUAUUGACGAGACUCUCAGUGAAUAUGAAAAAUCCACGGAGGCUUUCGGGAGAUAUUUAAGAAAUGACAAUAGCAAAAUAAUAGAUAUUUUCCUCGGUCAGCUCAGAAGUAGGCUUCAGUGUACCGUCUGUGGCCACAGUUCCGUGACCUUUGAUCCAUUUUGGGACUUAUCCAUAUCUAUUCCUAAGGGAAGUUCCAAAGUUUCAUUACAACAGUGUUUGAGUUUGUUCACGAAAGAAGAAAUUCUAGAAGCACAUGAAAAACCAGUUUGUUCUCGGUGUAGACAAAGGCAGAGAUGUUCCAAAAGGUUUACCAUCCACAGGUUUCCAAAGAUUCUUGUUCUACAUUUAAAACGCUUCACCUCAACUGGUAAAGGUUACACUAAGCCGCCAAACACUGAAAUAGAUUAUCCACUGGAGAAUCUCGACCUUCGACCUUAUUUCUCAGGAAAUGGGUUUCCAAGGUGCCUUCUAGCCAAGUGA